This is a messenger RNA of Klebsormidium nitens, 2821 nucleotides long. NCBI's taxonomy places the organism in Eukaryota, Viridiplantae, Streptophyta, Klebsormidiophyceae, Klebsormidiales, Klebsormidiaceae. The record is from the annotation of a GenBank genome assembly.
CAGGAGUCAGGACACGCCCGCCUACCUUCAAAAAACAUACCGUAGUAGCCUGACAGGAAGGCUGUCCACUCCAGCCUUCACAACCCGAUCAGGGCGCAGAGGUCAUCAGGCUUAAGGUCAGCUUUUUAUGAGGGGUGUUGCUACUAUUAUAGGCGGGGAGCACUGUGAAUUUAGCCGUGCAAAGCGAACAAAGUGGAGGAGCCAGAAUCCGGAUCUCAGUAAGAUCAAACGGGGCGCAGUUGCCGAUGAGAUUAGCGCAGAUCAAGACGGUGACUCGUACUUGCAGCCCUGUCUGAAAGGUUUGGACCUAGACUCUAAGCUGCCCAUCUUGGCUAAGUUUGACCUUUUUCACACGCACGCAAUUUGCUGCUUGAUCCCAGAUAAUGUGGUCUACUAAGGGCUGAAACUUUAGUCACGCUAUGCCAGCAUUAGCGACCCCUCGCCUGACCAGCGGGGGGGUGCUCAACCACUCUUCUCAGGCCCCCGUUGCUGACAAGUUUCCCAGUCGGCAGCUUUCACCAGAGGCUUUCAAAGUCAGUAGCUUCUCGUUUUCUGGCUCCACUUUUGGCAGCCCCAUAUUUACAGGAAGAUCAGGAACAGAAGAGCUGUUUAAGGUCAGCGGGAGGAACCGCGUGGUUCAGCAGAACUGCGCACGAUGUGAAGUGGCAGCCAGAGAGUCGUUCCGCAGAGGCGAUGAUGUCAGCAGGCCUGGUGGGGGGUGGGGCACGACGCCAGCAAGAGCGGCCGGGCCCAUUCGCAAACGGGGGGCCAGCGUGCGAUGCCGAGUUGCUGCUAGGGAAGCCCCCCCGGGGGCGGACAAACUGGCGCUUCCUGUAAUUGAGGAGGAGGUCCCGGCAACGUGUGAAAAGGCCCCGGAGCUGCCGAAGUACGCGGCCCCUGAGUUCCCUAGGAGACUGCCGUCGCAAUUGCAGUACGAAGAAGGCAUGUUGGGAGGAAUCAGCGCAUACACACGGGGUGUCGGCCGGCUAGACUUGGGGGCAGACACACUAUCAUACCUGAAGAAGAUUCUGACGUCACGAGUGUAUGACGUGGCAAUCGAGUCUCCCCUGGAGCGCGCAAACAAGAUCAGCGACCGGAUGGGAGCGGACAUCUUCCUCAAGCGGGAGGAUCUGCAAAAGGUUUUCUCCUUCAAGUUGCGCGGCGCCUACAACAUGAUGGCGCAGCUGCCGCAAGAUGCGCUCGAUCGGGGAGUCAUCUGCUCUUCUGCCGGGAACCACGCCCAGGGAGUCGCGCUUGCGGCGGCGCAGCUUGGUUGCAGUGCAAUCAUUUGCAUGCCGGUUACGACACCUGCGAUCAAGUGGAACUCUGUGAAGCGUCUCGGAGCGACGGUGGUCCUGGUUGGUGAGGCGUACGAUGAGACGCAGGCAUUUGCCAAGCAGAGGGCGCUCGAGGAGGGCCGCGUCUUCGUGCCGCCGUUCGACCACCCUGACGUCAUUGCGGGACAGGGGACUGUCGGCAUGGAAAUUUUACGCCAGCACCCAGGGCCUAUUCACGCCGUCUUCGUUCCAGUCGGGGGAGGGGGCCUGAUAGCCGGCAUCGCGGCUUAUGUGAAAUGCCUCCGGCCAGAGGUCAAAAUAAUCGGAGUGGAACCAGCGGAUGCAAACGCGAUGGCGCUGUCGCUGCACGAGGGGCAACGCAUCUGCUUGGACAAGGUGGGCGGUUUCGCUGACGGGGUUGCGGUCAAAAUGGUCGGGGACGAGACAUUCCGCAUCUGCCGGGAGCUCAUCGACGGCGUCGUGCUCGUCUCCAAGGACGCAAUUUGCGCCGCGAUCAAAGACGUCUUCGAAGAAACGCGGUGCAUUCUGGAGCCAGCUGGCGCGCUCGCAUUGGCUGGCGCGAAAGCCUAUGUCAAGUACAACGAUUCGCAAAAGGGGGGGUCCAGCAACGGGGCGGCGAGGGGGGGCGCGGGAUCGAUGGUGGUGAUUACGAGCGGGGCGAAUAUGAACUUUGACAGGCUAAGAGUCGUCGCAGAACUUGCCGAGGUCGGCGAAAGGAGAGAAGCCGUUCUCGCGACGAGCAUCCCGGAGCGCCCCGGAACGUUCAAGGAGUUUUGCCGGCUGGUGGGGCCAGAUAUCAACAUCUCGGAGUUCAAGUAUCGGCGGGCAGACGACGCGGCAGCGCACGUGUUCUACAGCGUAAACGUGGCAAACGACGAGGAGCUGGCGAAUCUGCUCGCGAGGAUGGCGAAUGCGGAGUUUCCGACGAUCGAUAUGAGCAGCAACGACCUGGCGAAGACGCAUCUGAGGCACUUGGUGGGCGGGAGGAACAGCGUAGAAGACGAGGUUUUGUACCGGUUCGAGUUUCCGGAGCGGCCCGGGGCGCUGCUCAAGUUCCUAGACUUCCUCAGCCCGCGGUGGGACAUCACGCUUUUCCACUACCGAGCCGAGGGCGAACGUGUGGGAAACGUUCUGGUGGGGCUCCAGAUUCCGCCAGCCGAAGAAGCACAGUUCCGGUCAGCGGCCGACGCUUUGGGUUACCAAUACGUCUCGGAGGGCAACAACGAAGCGUUCCGGAUGUUUUUACGCUAGCCUAAUCUGACGUCGCAUGUGUCGUCAGCUAGGUUUUGAAUUUCUCUCUGUCAUUCGAAUUCAGUUGUCACUUCUGUGACACGUGCAUAGAUGGACAAACGUCCAUUGAGAGAAGACCAAAAGCGCCAGGCAACUAAACUUGCGUAUUGAUAGCGGACUCCGCGCUGCAUGCCAUGAUGAAUUAUAGGGGGCUCGUCCUGUAAGAAUCUCAACCGUCUCCUGUCAUUCAGCUCCGUCGAAUGCCUUUCUUAGACUCAGCACAUAUCUAGCAA